Messenger RNA from Mauremys mutica (yellowpond turtle), 2258 nucleotides. RefSeq names its product GDP dissociation inhibitor 1 (gene GDI1). NCBI's taxonomy places the organism in Eukaryota, Metazoa, Chordata, Testudines, Geoemydidae. Gene Ontology annotation, molecular function: Rab GDP-dissociation inhibitor activity. Bases 193 to 1536 code for a protein of 447 amino acids. The transcript is spliced from 11 exons. Gene Ontology annotation, biological process: protein transport; vesicle-mediated transport; small GTPase-mediated signal transduction. The record is from RefSeq and is a predicted model, not a curated record. Gene Ontology annotation, cellular component: cytoplasm.
CUGUGGUGGUGAACAGCCCCUGACCGGGGGCGUGUCGAGCGCCUUCGCCGGGACUCGUUUCCUGGCGGAGGGAUCCGGGGUGUGGUAGCUGGACCGGGACUCGUUUCUCGGCGGAGGGAUCGGGGGCGGGCGGCGCUGCGGCUCAACCUGGCUCCGGGCGGGGCGGGGGGAGGUGGCUCCGGACCCGCCGCCAUGGACGAGGCCUACGACGUGAUCGUGCUGGGCACCGGGCUGAGCGAAUGCAUCCUGUCGGGGAUCCUGUCGGUGAACGGGAAGAAGGUUCUGCACAUGGACCGGAACCCCUACUAUGGCGGGGAGAGCUCCUCCAUCACCCCCCUGGAGGAGCUGUAUAAACGCUUUGGGCUCCCCGAGGGGCCCCCUGAGUCCAUGGGGCGCGGCCGGGACUGGAACGUCGACCUGAUCCCCAAAUUCCUUAUGGCCAACGGCCAGCUGGUGAAGAUGCUGCUGUACACAGAGGUGACCCGGUACCUGGACUUCAAGGUGGUGGAGGGGAGCUUCGUCUACAGGGCGGGGCAGGUACACAAGGUGCCCUCCACCGAGACCGAGGCGCUGGCGUCCAAUCUCAUGGGCAUGUUCGAGAAGCGCCGGUUCCGGAAGUUCCUCGUCUUCGUGGCCAAUUUUGACGAGAACGAGCCCCAGACGCUGGAGGGGGUCGACCCCCACGGGACCCCCAUGCGGGACGUGUACGAGCGCUUCGACCUGGGACAGGACGUGAUCGACUUCACGGGCCACGCGCUGGCGCUGUACCGCACCGACGAUUACCUGGACCAGCCCUGCCUAGAGACCAUCCACCGGAUCAAGCUGUACAGCGAGUCGCUCGCGCGCUACGGGAAGAGCCCCUACCUCUACCCGCUCUACGGGCUGGGGGAGCUGCCCCAGGGGUUUGCCAGGCUCAGCGCGAUCUAUGGAGGCACCUACAUGCUGAACAAGCCCGUGGACGAGAUCGUCAUGGAGAACGGGCGGGUCGUGGGGGUCAGAUCGGAGGGGGAGGUGGCGCGGUGCAAACAGCUGAUCUGUGACCCCAGCUACGUGCCCGAGCGGGUUCGCGGGGCCGGCCGCGUCAUCCGUGUCAUCUGCAUCCUGAGCCACCCGAUCCGUGGCACCAGCGAGGCCGGCUCCUGCCAGAUCAUCCUGCCCCAGAACCAGCUGGGCCGCAAGUCGGAUAUCUACGUCUGUCUGGUUUCCUGGGCCCACAACGUGGCUGCGCCCGGGAAGUUCAUUGCCAUUGUCAGCACCACGGUGGAGACGUCGGAGCCGGAGCGGGAGGUGGAGCCCGCGCUGCAGCUUCUGGAGCCAAUCAGCCAGAAGUUUGUGGCCAUCAGUGACUUGUACGAGCCCAUGGAUGAUGGCACAGAGAGCCAGAUUUUCUGCUCCCGGUCGUAUGACGCCACCACCCACUUCGAGACGACCUGUGACGACAUCAAGGACAUUUACCGGCGCAUGGUUGGCGCCGCCUUUGACUUUGAGAGCAUGAAACGGCACCAGAGCCACAUCUUCGGGGAGGAUGAGCAGUGACUACCCCCCCCCCCGCCGGAGCCAGCUGGGACCUGCCCCCCCCCAGCACAGGGACCAGCUAUGACUUCUCCCCCAUCUGCACCAGGACCAGCCCCCUCUCCCCAUCCUCUGGGACCAACCCCCCCUACACACACGCACCAAUCCGGUACCUCCCUAAGUACCAGGAACACCUGUGACCCAUCACCCCCAAAUCCCCCCACCCCAUAGCUACUGCCACAAGCAGGGACCAAGCCUGGCACUACCCCAAACCCAAUCCCCCCUGGGGGAGUCUUCUCCCCCCCCCCGGCACAUGGGGGGGGGGUACCUGUGGGGCAGCUCUGUAGGGCACGUCUAAGGCCUGGGAGACGUCCCCCCCACAUCGGGGGGGGGGCGGGGAGAUGUCUUGGGUGGUGGGUCACCCCACUCCCCCAAAGCUGGUCCAGUUUCCCCUGUCCCGUGUCCGCCCCCCACUUUAGCCAUGUAGGGGGGCAGGUUCGUGUAUGUCAUGAGGGGGCAGCGCUCCCCCCCCCAGCACCUGCUGCUCGCUGUAAUUUAUUUUAAGUUAUUAAUACUGGACCAGGGCCAAGAGGGGGAGAAGAGCUGGGGGGGCACCGCAGCCCCUGUUCGGGGGGGUUCUGGCUGGGGUGUGCCCCCCUGGACCCCAUGCUGUCACUGUUUAACAAUGCCCCCCUCUCCCCCUGCUCAAUUGUGUCCAGGCAAUAAAGUUACUUUAGUCAACCAUG